UCACAUUAAUAUGUUACGCGAUGAGCUUGAAACCAUUUUCUCUUUUCGUGUGUACAUGCGCAGUUUUGCUCGAAUGCACCAUGUCCAUUUAGUUUUCCUUUUUCAUGCUAAUACAUCGUUCAAUUUCGCGUCGACUCAUUGUUUGUUCAGGCGACCUGUACAAAAAUAAUUUCUAAAAGUUUUUCCGUUUGAAAUGUGCUAAAUUUGUAGAAAUAUUUUGGAGCCAUGACUACUGAUAUUUUCAUCAAACAUCAUCAGAUUAGUUUGCGGGUAGUCGGAGCGUGGCCUACGAGCCCGCUGCUGUCAGUUUUCUAUUUCGGCAUAGGAAUCACAUUUUUCUUUCUAGUUUUUGAAAUAUGGGACAUCGUUGAAAUCCGAAAUAAUCUUGAAUUGCUCAUGGAUAAUUUGGUUUCUACUGUUGGGGUCUUCCUUGGGCUAUGCAAGAUAGCAACAUUUCGCUGGAAACGUAGAUACAUUAAGGGAAUGAUUAUUACGAUGUCAAAUGAUUGGCGACUUGAAAGUAUAAGAUCGGAAGUUAUGAAGAAAAACGGCACACGUUUUCAACGCGUGGCAAUAUUUAUCAUUAUAAUGGAUAACGUGGUGAACUUUACUUAUUUCCUCCAAACUGUAACUUCUUAUAUUUUUGAUGAAAUUCCGGAUAGGAAGUUUCUUGCUCGUGUCAAAUUCCCGAUGGACGCUAGACAAUCACCUUUUUACGAAAUUAUUAUUAUUGGCCAAUUUAUUACUGCGUCCAUACAUUUCAAUGCACAUGCUCUAGUCGACGGCUUUCUCGUGACUUUGGUCUUACAUGCAUGUUCAAAAAUAGCUAUAGUGAAAAGAGAAAUUGCAAACUAUUCGAAAAUUUGUCAAAGAAAUAUCGAUGACAGAGAGAGUACGUUAUCAGCUUUAUGUAGAUUAUAUUGCAAGCAUUUGGAGUUUAUUGAAUUUUCGAAAAAUAUUCGAGAUAUUUUUUCUCUCGUGGCCUUUUUUCAUAUAUCGUUCUUAACAUUGUUACAAGUAAUGUCUGGAUUUAUGUUCAUUGAUGGGCUAGAAAGAGGAGCUAAGCUUGUAGAUAUGAUACAUUAUGCCGUACUUACUAUAACAUUUUUAAUCACUAUAGGGUUUUAUUGUAUCUGCGGAGAAUACCUAAAUAAUCAGAGUAAGACUAUUUUUUAUGAAUUUUGUAAUUGUUAUUGGUACGAGUUCUCUAUUGACAAUAAAAAAGCGGUAAAGUUUAUGUUAUUCAAAGCUCAGAAGCCAAUGACCUUGACAAUGGGAAAAUUUAAUGAUCUAUCGCUCAUUUAUUUUACUUCGAUUGUUAAGACUUCUUUUUCAUAUUUAUCACUUGUCCGAGCCAGUUUAUUUCUUAUAGGUUGUGCGCAUCCUUCUGAAUAUCUCAUGAGAGUUGUGAAUAUUGAGAAGAAAAAGAUUAUCACUUUUAAAAUCGAUAUUAAAAUUAUGUCACUAAUGAUUAACAAGUUAUUUGAACUUUGUUUGAAAAUGGUUGGACUUUGGCCAUAUGAUUUUAACAUUAUUGGCCCAUUAAUAUUGUCGUCGUCAGCUUUAACAACGAUGCCUUUUCAAGUGUGGAAUGCGGUCACUAUGAGCCAAAAUGCUGCAGUUUUGAUGGACAAUUUAAGUGAUAUGUUGACACAAGUUCUGAUCCUCAUUAAAAUGUUUUUUGUGUGGAAAAAUAAAAGAAUCCUUGAUGAGAUCAUGAAGGACUUAUUAGAAGAUUGGAAUUCAAAAGAAUUACCUGACGAAUGGCUUAUUCUUGCGCGUAUAUGUCGCACUUUUUUUACAAUUGAUAUUUCAAUGUACUUACCAUCAUGCACGCUUUAUUAUAUAGAUAGUGCCUUCUCAUAUUUCGGGAAACCUAUAGAAAAUAGAAAAUUGUUAUUACCAUCGUUUUAUCCGUUUUCUUAUCAUCACUCUCCUGUAUUUGAAGGUAUAUUUAUAAUUCAAGGCAUUCAAUGUACAAUGCUAAUCAUUGCAGACGUAGUUACACAGAGUCUUCUGGUGACUUUAGUAAGAAAUUCAUUUACUUGGUAUAUUAAAUGUCUGAAAUGUUCACCAUGUUUUUAUUUUAUUUUGUUUCGUCAGAUUCUACACGUUUCUGCACAGAUAAAUUUAUUAAAAAGUAACGUAUGCAUUUAUUCGAAUAACUUUAAGGUAAUCAAUGGCAAUUCUACUGAGCAAUUAUAUCAUAUCAGGCAUGUAGUGCAGCAACAUCUGAAAGUUUUGAGACUUAUCGAAAAAAUCGAUACAAUUUACUCUAAUGUAUCUUUUUUUCAAAUAAGUUUCAGUAGUUUGAUCAUUUGUGUUACUGGAUACGUCAUAGUUACCGCAAUGGAAUCAUCAGAUUUAAUACUUUUGAUGAAAUUCAUUCUAUUCAUUUUCGCAAUGUUAUUACAAGUUUUUUCAUUUUGCUUUAUUGGACAAUACCUUCAAAACAGGGGCGAGUCUAUUAUAUCUGCGUUAUACAGUUGUUUGUGGUAUAAAGCCCCCCCAAAUGAAAUAAAAUCAGUAAUGCUUGUAUUGUCAAAAGCUCAAGCCUCUUUAAAAUUAACUGGAGGUCGGAUAUUUCAAUUGUCCAUCAACACGUUCGUGAAGAUUUUAAAGACAUCAGUAUCUUACCUGUCAGUUCUUCGAGCGGUUUACCAAUGAAUUUGAAAUUUAUGUCAUAUACGCCAUGGAGAGCAAGCACUGUCUUUCAUCGUGCGAAGAAUAUUAUUUAAACAUUCGGCGUUUCGUGCACUCGAUGCGAUUUCUUUCCUAUAUUUGCUUACUUGUCUUUUAAUGCUCACGAUAAUAUACUAUAUUUUAGUAUAUUUUUUUAUAAUAAACUUUGCAUUCAAAUUUUAAACGACACACUCAAGAAUUUAUUCAUUCAAUUUAAAUAAAAAAUACACAA
This is a messenger RNA of Phymastichus coffea, 2914 nucleotides long. RefSeq lists its product as uncharacterized. Lineage: Eukaryota; Metazoa; Arthropoda; Insecta; Hymenoptera; Eulophidae. The transcript has 12 exons. The record is from RefSeq and is a predicted model, not a curated record. Gene Ontology annotation, molecular function: odorant binding; olfactory receptor activity. Gene Ontology annotation, cellular component: plasma membrane. Gene Ontology annotation, biological process: detection of chemical stimulus involved in sensory perception of smell; sensory perception of smell. The coding region runs from base 226 to 2667 and encodes 813 amino acids.